Messenger RNA from Rhodotorula toruloides NP11, 2589 nucleotides. RefSeq lists its product as uncharacterized. The coding region runs from base 1 to 2589 and encodes 862 amino acids. The transcript is spliced from 3 exons. NCBI's taxonomy places the organism in Eukaryota, Fungi, Basidiomycota, Microbotryomycetes, Sporidiobolales, Sporidiobolaceae. The record is from RefSeq and is a predicted model, not a curated record.
AUGGUGCUACUUACCCCAGGCUCACAGUCGCCCGUCCGCAAACGCUACCGCCGCCGCAUCCUCGACGAAGAUCGCAUCGCAGCCCUCGAGUCGCGCGCAAGGAUCCGUCGCGAGCCGUCGCUCUCGCCGCGGAGGCUCACGCUGCAUCCUGAAGAGUCUGCUAAGGACGGUCAGGAACAGGCCAAGCGAGGCGGCGAAGCGGGACCUGCGCCUCGAGCGAAGUCGCCUUCGAGGAGGAUCUCGACCGACUCGACUCUCACGCCCCAAUCUUCGAGUUGCUCCGAAGCAGUCGUCUCGAAUAGGCGCUCUGAGUGCACGCAGCCAUCAGCGAAGAACCUCGGACCCGUCCCCGAUCCGCUCAAGGUCGCGAGGGUGCUCUCGCCGCACGUCAAGGGCAAAAACCAAGCGCGCUCAGAGGACGACCUGCCAACGUCGAUGGAGCAGCUGCUGAACGUCUUGCCGAGGACGAGGACGACGAUCAAGAGCAAGACGCCUGGCAAGAAGCGCGACCUUCGAGUCGACCCGUUCGCCUCGCCGGUCCCUUCGCCUCGUCCUCGUCAACCCGCUCCUCGCGCCUCUGCUCUCUUCCGUCGAGCUCAGGAGGACAGCGACGAGGAGGAGCUCUUGCACAAUUUUCUCGGCGCCGCAGACCUCGCCGGCAUGUCGUCCAAGACCAAGACGCGAUACGUCGAGCGCGCGGCAGGCGGAUACCUGCAGCCCCUCGUCUUCGACUCGGAAGAGGCGAGCGAGUACAUGCCUUCGGACGAGGAGUGCGAGGUCAAGAAGAAGACAAAGAAGCGCAAGAGGGCGAAGCAGGAUGCCGGACUCGACGAUGUCAAGCGGCUCAAGAAGGGCGAAGCGGCCAAAGGCGACUUCAUUCGCCGAACUGAGCAGACGGCGUUUGCGCCGCUCCUUGCUCGCCAGGCUCGACCUGCCCCGAAGGCAGCUCAUCGUCGCGCGAAGCCGCUCGCCCGCAAGAACACUGUCAGCGGGCUUGGCGACCAAGUCAGUCGGGCGACCGGCUUGAGGAUCAAGAUGUCUGCCAGGGCGAAUCAGCAGAAGAAGCCGGCCGGACGGCGUCAGACGCUUGACUCGAGGCGCCAGCCUCUCGAGUUUGGCUUUGAGGAGGAAGCGGGAGACGUCGCUCCCAGCGCAUUCGGGGAUUCGCCGGUGUACGCCAUGCUCGCAUCGAAGACCGUCCACUCUCGCUUGAAGAACCGCUCCGCCGCGACUCCGCACUUCCGUCACCGCUUCGAGCCGGCUCGUCUCCCGCCUCCCUUGCCCUUCGCGUCAUUUCAGCCGUCGAAUAACGCCGCACAGCACAAGACCCCGCCACCGAACCUCCAGCAGCGUUCGAAGCAGGUUGAGAAGGUCGAUCCGCCUGUCCAUCCCGCUCCCGUCUCAACGGCUACCACUACUGAGCCACCGAAGAGCAAGUUCCGCUUCGACCGCGGUCCUAAGGCGCACAAGGCGCUCACGGUCGACGCCGAGAAGUGGUACGCCGACUUGGCUGAGGCGCAGGCGCAGGGCGAGAACCUCUGGCCUCCUAGGGCUCGUUCGCCGUCCGGCGAUGCUCAUGUCGCGGGCAAGGAGACUUCUCGACGCGAGGCUGUCGGCGAGCGGGUUGAGCAAGACGUCGCCAACCUUUCUGUCUCGGCGAAGAAGCAGAAGAUUCUGCGCCGCCUGCCGACGAUGCCUAGUUUUACCUUUGCACCGUCGCUUGAACAAGCCGAGGGCGUCGGCGACGACAUUGCGGGGAGCAGGGAGGCGGCGCCGCGAAACGAGGAAGAUGCGGGUCACAACUCGUCUCGCGAGUUCCGCAAUGCGGCAUCCGCACAGGCUGCGCGAGUCAGCAACGCAGGUCAACGAGACGUCAGCGUGAUUCGUCGUCGCGUUCCGACAGUACUGGUUCCGCCGACGCCGCUCCUUCCCAGCCCGCUUCCUCGCUCGUCGUUCACAUCCCUGCCUCUCCCGACCGCAGGUGGCGAGCGCCUUUUCGUGCCGUCCUCGUCCGCCCUCUUCGACAGCGUCGCUGAAGAUAACGACAAGGCGUCGUCCUCCCCGUCGUUGCGGUCCCUCGAUCUGCACGGCGAAGGUCCCGCCGCCGACCGCUUCAUCCUCUCCGACUCGCCCCUGCUGUCGCGCAUCCCAAGUCCCGGCUCCGACUCCCCACUUCCGACGAGAUCGAUGUCGAAGAUGCAUGGUCGCAGGAAGGUCGGCAGACGCUUGCUGUCUUCGUCCCCGUCGAAUGCGCCAAUCGUCAGCCGCGAACCGACUUCGCAGCUCGAAGUCGACGGUCUCGUCGAGCAACCUCCUUCCGACGUCUUCUACAUUGCCGGCACCGAGACGCUCGAGGCAGCCGCUGUCGACCUCGCUGUCACGGAGCCGGCGCGAGACGAGGACGACGACUUUGGGACCAUCUCGCUCGGAUCCGCCGACCACCUCUUCGACCUUCUCGCCUCGCUUCCACUCACCGCCAUGGCGCAAAAGGCCGUCGACGACAAGCUGGCGCAGGUCACGCAGCUGCGCAACGACAGCAUCCUUCCGAGUCCACCGCAGACAACGCCCAGGAGGAAGAGGUGCCUCUGA